Molecule: messenger RNA, 567 nt
Organism: Amoebophrya sp. A120
Lineage: Eukaryota; Dinophyceae; Syndiniales; Amoebophryaceae
Source: the annotation of a GenBank genome assembly
GGAGGGCGGCCGAGGUGCGCGGCAGGAGUUCAUCCGAAUGGGCAACCCGCGGUGGCUAUCGUAAGGAAAAAUCGCCCUUCCCCAUAUCGAAAAGAAAACUUGUGAUGCUGAUUUGUGGUCACAAAUAAGCUUUGUCGUGCGUACAAGGCAAUCGGCACCCAUGUGGCGCAUUGCACAGCAAGCCUGUCAUGUGUUUUUGCGUAUAUCAGACAGGUCAUCUCUCAUGCUCAGCUGCUAGCCGGAUGCGUUUGCGUACCCAAAUGGGUUCGGAAUAUGCCGACAAGCUCUUGCUGCAACACACAGCGCAUUUGUGUACACAAAUCCCGCAACAGAAAUUGAUUUUGAGUAUGGGGUAGGGGUUUUUCUCACUUUGAUAGUGGCACGGGUACGGGGAUAAGCCCGAUUACGUGUAUUUGGAAAAUUUCACUGCGAUGCCGUACGUGGGGGCGGAACAAGAAGAUGAAAGCAACAACUCAUCUUCAAUCGCAAGCACCUAUAAUGCGGCGGCAGCGAACAUCACGGGCCUUUUUUCCGACAAGCCCUUUCCCGACGUGGCUCUCACGGUCA